This is a messenger RNA of Suillus paluster, 1776 nucleotides long. Its product is annotated as WD40-repeat-containing domain protein. Gene Ontology annotation, biological process: vesicle transport along microtubule; microtubule organizing center organization; establishment of mitotic spindle orientation. Bases 339 to 1436 code for a protein of 365 amino acids. The transcript has 8 exons. Gene Ontology annotation, molecular function: dynein complex binding; microtubule plus-end binding. NCBI's taxonomy places the organism in Eukaryota, Fungi, Basidiomycota, Agaricomycetes, Boletales, Suillaceae. Gene Ontology annotation, cellular component: kinetochore; nuclear envelope; microtubule associated complex. The record is from RefSeq and is a predicted model, not a curated record.
GACGAUGCGUUCCCCAGUUACGGUGUUGAGUGGUGUUGUCGGUUACGGUUGUCGGACCUGGUAUUCAGCCGCUCUGCGCUUUCGUCGGUUCAGGACCUCCAUCUCCAAUCGCAGAGUGUGUCACAAGCCAGGGUGGUACUUCGGCCUCGAGCACUAUCAGUCCGCGGCGGAUGACCUUGAACCCUCACUCGCUUUCAUUGAACUCUGCCUGAGAACGCAAAGUUCUGCACCCCAUUUCUUCGAUCAGCAAUCCCUUGAAAUUGUAGCGUCUUGUGUCUUUCUCAAGGCCAUCUCCCACACUCACGACACUCGAAGCUAAGAAACUAUUCACACGUCGCAUGGCGGACGAAUUAGACUCAACGACAGUACCUGCGGACUUUGUCAAGGAAGGAGGCGACUGGCUUGCCAUAUUCAAUCCCCGCGUACCACGCCAGAUGAACGUGCAGCUUGCAGCGCGGUACGUUCAUGAUGGUGUAGUUUGCAGCGUGAAAUUUUCCUUGGACGGGACAUUGCUUGCAGUGGGCACGGAAGGUGCCGUUGUUCUGUACAAUUUGAGUCUCGGGGAGAAAUUGACCUUCGCACUGGACGGGGACCCGGGAAAACCAAAUCAUGCACGAACUGUUUGCAUCAGUCCCGACGGAAAUUUCCUUGUUGCUGGUUCCGAAGACAAACUCAUAAGGGUCUGGAGUAUCACGAACCGCAUGCUAGUGCACGUUUUGAAAGGGCACCGCGGCGAGGUAUAUGCACUAGCAUUUACACCCGAUAGCAACACAUUACUGUCAGCGUCCGGAGAUUGCACGAUCCGCGUUUGGGAUGCCGCUCAAUUCACCGAGACUCUCGAUGCUAGCUCAAUUAUACUCGAUGAAACGAUGGAGGCUGCCUGUCGUGUACUUCGCUCAGUCAGCUCGGACGUCAAGCUUUCAUCCAAGCUCGCACUGACAUCUAUCGCCGUCCACUCAACUGGCAAGUUUGUUGCCGGGGGGUCACUGGAUGGGAUGAUUCGAAUCUGGAAGGUCGACGGGACUGCUGACGACAGUGCAGAGCCGGUGGAGAUGCUGGGUGGGCAUGAAGAUGCCGUGUAUAGUGUGCAGUUUGUAGAGGGCGGAUUGGUGAGCGCAAGCUUGGAUCGAACGGUGAAGCGCUGGGACAUAAGUGAGGUGGGUGUUGGUCGCGGAGAGUGCCGAAAAACUCUGAAAGGGCACAAAGACUGCGUCCUUGCCAUAUCUGUACUUCAGGUUGGAAGAGAACAUCGCAUCGUGUCCUCGUCUCGAGAUGGGACGGUGCGGAUGUGGGACUUGAAGACGGGAAUGGUUGAGUUCGUGAUUCAAGGUCAUAAAAACACAGUGACAACUGUGGAUCUUAGCAAGGAUGGACGGCUGUUAGCGUCCGGAAGUGGCGACCGCGAAGUGCGGCUGUGGAGCUACUCGAUCCUCUGAGAUUAUUUCGGCAAGCACAACUAUGUUUCGAUGUCACAGACGGGUCGACUGUAUGGGAGCUGCCAUGGUCACGGCGCGGUGAAGUGGGUCUUAAUAUAUGCGCGAUACACACGGACUGUUGCGGAGUUGGUGCGUUUAUGAGUAUAAGAUAUGAAAUACAGGAGGCUCUUUGAUACCAUCUCUAUGUUGAGGAUUACCAGAUGACUUCAUACACCAGUGUGAAGUAUUUUGUCAGAUCUAUGGCUCUGCACACGCUGACCUUGAGUUGCCAGGGAUUAUUAAAUUAACUUGUUGUCACUCAACCGUUGCUCAUACUUAUUUCGUCAAGCUGCUUGUGUUC